AUGGAAGACCUGCCAGUGCUCGCUUACUUGGACAGGCAUCUAAUCUACCCAGUCUUGGACUUCCUGCAGCAAACCGGAACUUACACCGAAGCUGAAAUCACGCAAGCGAAAUAUGACUUGCUAAAGGACACCAAUAUGCCCGGGCACUGUGCUGAGCUAUACAAGCAGAUUCACAAAACGGAUGAGGCCCCUCAAGAGUUCGCCGAAAAAGAGGAAGCUAUUGGACAGCAGCUCAACGUGUUGGAAUCGGAAAGCAAGAAAGUUUUGGAGGUCCUUGAAAAUCCAGAGGUCGCCACAGCACUGCGCCAGGACAAGGCUCAGAACAUGACCUUUCUACGCGACAAUCACGAUAUCUCGAUUGAACAAAUUAACGUGCUAUACAAGCUUGGCCAAUUUGACUACAAUCGUGGCAAUUACGUCGGUGCUGUGGAUCACUUGUACCACUUUCGCGUAUUGAGCACGGACCAGAAGCUCGUGACUUCUGCAACAUGGGGUAAACUCGCUUCAGAAAUCUUGACCGCAAAUUGGGAAGAUGCGCUUUCCGAAUUGACGAAAUUGCGGGAGUACAUUGAUGGCGAGAACGAUGAUCCGAUAGCGCAGUUGCGCAGCAGAACGUGGCUUUUGCACUGGGCCCUGUUUCCGCUGCACAAUGCAGAAAGUCCGAAGCAUAAUGAGCUUCAGGAGCUUUUCUUUACUCCUGCAUACAUGAAUGCGCUACAGACCUCUGCGCCUCACCUGCUCAGAUACUUGACGGUUGCUGUCAUUGCUGCCGGCAGCCCUAAAGCUGGCAACUACAAUCGUCGUCUGCGCGAUUUGAUCCGCGCCCUUGAGGCUGAGAAGGUCUAUUCUGAUCCAUUUACGAAAUUCGCACUUGCAUUGUAUUCCAAGUACGACUUUGAGGGUGCAAGUAACCUUCUGAACCAACUGGGGCAGAUUGCUGCGAGUGACUAUUUUUUGAGUUCUUCUGCAGAAGCAGUGACGAGCUCAUUCACUGUCGCCUUCAUCGAAGCGUAUUUCCGUUUGCACAAGACUGCCGAUCUCACAACAUUGACACGCCUCACUCAUCUCACUGAGGAAGCCCUGGUCAGCAUAAUCAACUCAAGUUUGGAACAUCUCAAUGCAGACAUCGACACAGAAGAUGGCUUCAUUGAGAUCAUCCGCGACGUAUCAGGGGCACAGCACCUUCACGAUGUUAUUCAAAGGACCAAGAAUUUGGUCGAGAGGACUGGAACUUUACAAUACGCUAUGCAUAAAAAGCUUGCGGCAUAG
This is a messenger RNA of Protomyces lactucae-debilis, 1269 nucleotides long. RefSeq names its product eIF3 subunit 6 N terminal domain-containing protein. Gene Ontology annotation, biological process: translational initiation. The record is from RefSeq and is a predicted model, not a curated record. Gene Ontology annotation, cellular component: nucleus; cytoplasm; eukaryotic translation initiation factor 3 complex. Bases 1 to 1269 code for a protein of 422 amino acids. NCBI's taxonomy places the organism in Eukaryota, Fungi, Ascomycota, Taphrinomycetes, Taphrinales, Protomycetaceae. The transcript has a single exon. Gene Ontology annotation, molecular function: translation initiation factor activity.